Molecule: messenger RNA, 1257 nt
Organism: Ascoidea rubescens DSM 1968
Lineage: Eukaryota; Fungi; Ascomycota; Saccharomycetes; Ascoideales; Ascoideaceae
Exons: 1
Coding region: 1-1257 (418 amino acids)
Source: RefSeq, a predicted model, not a curated record
AUGAGAAUAUCAAUUGCUGAAUCCAUAGUUUUUUUCACAGCCUUCUCAGCUCUCACCAACGCUAUUCCUGUUCCUGAUUAUAAACCACCAAAUUAUGGCUUGAUUUGUAAUACUUCUAAUCCUUUGAACUUAACUCACCCGAUUAAUUGCACAAACUUUACAACUUUAAAUGACAAACUCGAUGAAACUGCUGAUGACUUGACUGAUCUAUCCGACGUUAUAAAAAGAGAAUAUUUGGAGUUUUACUCUGAUAAUGAUAAAGUUGUUGAUGAGAUAGUUAACCAGUUUGUUAUUCAAGAAGCUGAUUCCACCACUAAUAACAAUGAUGCUAUUGUUGAUGGCUCAAUUACAGGAUUUUACUUAAGAAAUCGUUAUCAAUAUGUCAUUGCGCUUGGCAGAUUUUUAACCGCCGACACCACUUUUAUUGAUUCUGUUUCAUUUUUAUCUUCUUCUUGUUUGGUUGAUACUGCUCCAUUUUCCUGCGCUGUUUCAAUUUUAGCUACUGGUUUGACUGGUGUCGCUUCAUUAUUAUCAAUUGGUAUUGCUACUUAUGACAACUAUAACGAUGGAUUGGUCUCAAACACUAUUCAACCUUCACAAAGUUCUUUAGUUGAAUACAGCCUAUUGCAAUCUAUCAAAAUCUUUUUACUUCCAAAUCAUUUAACAAAUUUAAUCAAUAUUCAACCUUUUAAUGAUCACAACCAAUUAAUUGAACCAGCACUUGAUACUGCUGAUGAUUUAUUAAAUGCUUUUAACCUUGAUGCUGCUGCCCCUAAUAAUAACAAUAACAAUAAAAAUGUCGAUGAAUCAUUAUUAAUCGCUCAAAAAAUUUCUUAUCUUACCUUUGAUUUGAAAAUUAAUUAUCAAAUUAAAAAAGCAAGCACUUUUUUCAAAAAGGCUUAUGGCGAUUUUUCUAUUCCAAUGGCUUUUUACUUUUUAAAUGAAAAUGGUAAAAUUGGUGCUUCGGUUAUCUUUGAUAGAAGACAUUACCUCAUUGAAAGUCUAAGUAUUUUAAACGUCUCUUUAAAUUAUUUAGUCGACACUAGUGUUCUUGGUUUAAGAUUUGAUAUAACCGCUGAGUUUGAAAAAGUUAAAUACUUUAAUCUUUAUAAAUUUGUCUAUUAUUUCCUAAAAGAUUUAAUAUUAAAUCGUGGCCCUUUAAUUGAUACUAAGCAUAAUUAUAAUGGAAUCGUUCUCAAAGUUCUAACUUUAAAUGAAAAUAAUGAUUUUUUUGACCCAAAUUUAUUGUCCAAUUAA